This is a messenger RNA of Panicum virgatum (switchgrass), 2448 nucleotides long. RefSeq names its product strigolactone esterase D14-like. The record is from RefSeq and is a predicted model, not a curated record. The transcript has 3 exons. Bases 103 to 933 code for a protein of 276 amino acids. NCBI's taxonomy places the organism in Eukaryota, Viridiplantae, Streptophyta, Magnoliopsida, Poales, Poaceae.
AUGGGCAGUGGAGUACUACUGCAGCAAGGAGCAAGAGCAACACGCGAGGCAGCAUAGCCACAACCAUCUCCUUCUCCUUCUCUUCUUUGAAGUUCAGAGGCCAUGUACCUGAACCCAAGAAUCGAAGGCUCUGGCGAGAGGACCCUGGUUCUCUCCCAUGGCUACGGAGGUAGCCAGGCCAUCUGGGACAUGGUGCUACCACACCUGGCACGGAGGAACAAGGUGCUCCUCUUCGACUGGGACUUCUCGAGCGCCCCUGACGCCGGCGAGGAGGGCUACACGUUCUCGAGGUUCGCCGACGAGCUGGUGGCGCUCAUGGACGAGAUGAAGCUGAGCGGCGCGGUGUACGUGGGGCACUCCAUGGCCGGCAUGGUCGGCUGCAUUGCGUCCGUCAAGCGCCCCGACCUCUUCGCCCAUCUCGUCCUCGUCGGCGCAUCCCCGAGGUACCUGAACUCGGAGGACUACGAGGGCGGGUUCGACCAGUCCCACAUCGAGGCGAUGCUGGGCAGCAUCGCGGCGGACUUCCGCGGCUGGGCGGAGGGCUUCGUGCCGCUGGCCGUGGGCAGCGCGGACCCGUCGGCGGUGGAGCAGCUGGCGCGGAGCUUCUUCGCCAUGGACCCGCGCGCGGCGCACGGGGUGGCGCGCAUGAUCUUCCUGAGCGACCAGCGCGGGGCGCUGGACGACGUGGCCGCGCCGUGCACGCUGGUGCACGUCUCCCGCGACUUCGCCGCGCCGCCGUGCGUCGGGCGGUACAUGCAGGCCCGCAUGCUGGCGGCGCGCUGCGCCGCGGCGGCCAUGGUCACCAUCGACUCGGUGGGCCACUUCCCGCAGCUCGUCGCGCCCGACGAGAUGCUGGGGAUACUCGACCGCGUGCUCGGAGACGUCGGCAGGGUGGCAGAGGAGAUGAUGAGCAGCGAGGUGCGCUACAUGUAAAUUGUAAAAGGGUGUUAAAUAUAGGAAUAAGUCCAUUUUUUGACCCCUUAGUUAUUGGGUUUGUCCAACUUUAACCCCCAACUACGAAACCGGACACAAUGGACACCCUAAGUUGUAAUACCGUGCAACUUUGGCACCUGUGCUCAUUUUCAGUGGUUUUGCGCUGACGUGGCGGCGGUUUUGGACACGUGGCGCUGACGUGGCGGACAGAGGGAGAGACUCAGAGAGAGAAGGAGCAGAGCAGAGCCAUUGCCGCCGCCGCCGCGUUCGCCGCCCGCACGCUCGCACCACCGCCGUCGAGGCCGGCUCCUGUAGCUCCUCCCCGGUCUGCCCGGCCUCUGCUCCUGCUCCCGAGCGUUGCGCGCCUCCAACCCCGUGCAGGCAUGCGCGCCCGCACCUGGUCCUCCUCCUGCACGCCGUCGUACGCGCCGCCGCCACGCGUCCUGCACACGCCCGUGCGCCACCGCGCCUGGCAGUGCUGCAGGCUACCGCGCCGCUGGGCCCCAGGCCCCUGCUGCCGUUGGACCAGCUGCCCGCGCCGCUGGGCCCCUGCAUGCUACCGGCGCUGCUCCGGCUGACCGCCGCCGCGCUUGCCACCCAGUGGCGGAUCCACAGGGGGGCUGGGGGGUUCCAGCCCCCCUACGGGCUGCAACCUCCAUUGGAACAAGGGGAGCUAGAGGAGGAGAAAGUGAAGGGUGAAGAAGAGGAGGAGGAAGAAGAAGGCUUUAGCCCCCCUAUAGCUGUGACUUGGAUCCACCACUGUUGCCACCGUAGCUGCCCGAUAGAGCGGACGCCACCUGCUCCUAUGCCCGCAGGAGGAAUGGGAGGAGUGGAGGAGCAGGGGACGAGGCGGCCCCAUGGAGGAGCAGGAGCCGAUGGAUCUUGUCGCGCGGGGUGCCGGGCGGGAGGAAGAGGCGCGCCAGACGCUGCUCUGCCUCGCUCCUUCGUCGCACGCCGCCACUGCGCCCUCAAAUCCGCGAGGAGGGAGGCGGCGGCCAUCAUCGGCGGCGCGCGGCGUUCGGCGAGCACGGCGGGGCCUCGUCGGCCACAGGGGCGGCGCCCGCGAGGAGGCAGCACGCUUUGCUCCCUCUCUUUGAGUCUCUCCCUCUCUCCCCCCACUAUGGCAUGUGGGCCUCGGGCCCCACCUGACGGCCACCUCAGCGCCACGUGUGCAAAACCGCCACCACGUCACCUCAAAACCACCGAAAACGAACCCAGGUGCCAAAGUGGCACGGUAUUACAACUUAGGGUGUUUAUUGUGCCUGGUUUUGUAGUUGGGGUUUAAUGUUGGACAAACCCAAUAGUUGAGGGGUUAAAAAUGGACUUUUCCUUAAAUAUAUAUUGUAUGAGAGAUUUCAGAAUGAAUUCUCCGCCGAGUCCACACACACGUACACCUGCCGCCUGGUAUGUAACAUCUACUCAAGUACGCCUACACGGCUGUUUCACCCUUUGCACGGCGUGUAAACGCUAAUCCUUUUGGCCUACACAAGCGUGUAAAUAACUUUUGGCCAAUUA